Pristis pectinata (smalltooth sawfish) is the source of this 3509-nucleotide messenger RNA. RefSeq names its product signal recognition particle 68 (gene srp68). Bases 191 to 1957 code for a protein of 588 amino acids. Gene Ontology annotation, biological process: SRP-dependent cotranslational protein targeting to membrane. Gene Ontology annotation, cellular component: signal recognition particle, endoplasmic reticulum targeting. NCBI's taxonomy places the organism in Eukaryota, Metazoa, Chordata, Chondrichthyes, Rhinopristiformes, Pristidae. The transcript is spliced from 16 exons. Gene Ontology annotation, molecular function: 7S RNA binding; endoplasmic reticulum signal sequence receptor activity; protein binding. The record is from RefSeq and is a predicted model, not a curated record.
UUAAUUUUCUAAUAUCUCCUCGCUGAGUGGGGGUAACCUCCAUCCCAGGCGACCGUCGACGCCGGGCAGGGCGGCCAUCUCGGCGUGCCACGUGACCCGUCUGGCUCUCAGCUCCUCCAGUAUCCCGGCGUGCUGCGCGACCGGGCCGCCGCUCCUCCAGUAUCCCGGCGUGCUUCAGCAGCGAGUGACCAUGGCGGCGGUGCGGGAGGAUGCAGGGGAGGAUAAGGAGAACCGGGCGGCGGAGCUGGGCGCUACCCUCAGCCUGGAAAUCUUGCAGAUCAUCAAGGACUCUCAGCAACAACAUGGCCUACGACAUGAAGACUAUCAGAGAUACAGGGGUUACUGUUCGCGCAGACUACGCCGUCUCAGGAAAGCACUUGGCUUUAAAAUGGGAAACCGUCACAAGUUCACGGGCAAGAAGGUCACAGUGGAUAUUCUGUCAGACAGCAGGUAUUUGCUGCUGGUUCUAAUGGAUGCAGAGCGAGCUUGGAGCUAUGCCAUGCAGCUGAAACAAGAAGCAAACACUGAACCUCGCAAACGCUUCCACUUGUUCUCUCGGCUCAGGAAAGCUGUCAAGCAUGCAGAAGAGCUGGAACACUUGUGUGAAAGCAAUUGUGUUGAUGCAAAAACAAAACUGGAAGCUCAGGCGUAUACUGCCUAUCUUAAAGGCAUGCUGAGUUUCGAGCUGCAAGAAUGGAAAGGUGCUAUGGAGGCUCUGCACAAAUGCAAGACAAUCUAUGAGAAGCUAGCUAGUGCAUUCACAGACGAACAGGCAGUGCUGUACCGUCAACGUGUGGAGGAGAUCUCGCCCAAUAUCCGUUAUUGUGAUUACAAUAUAGGUGACCAGACUGCAAUAAAGGAGUUGAUCCAGAUGCGAAUGAAAUCGGGGGAGAGUGGAGGUCUAUUAGAUACUCUGCUAACGCAGACCAGAGCCAAGCACGCUGCCACUAUGAGUGAAGUGGAAUGGAGAGGUCGGGUCAUCCCGGUGAAAAUUGAUAAAGUACGCAUCUUCCUCCUUGGGCUUGCAGACAAUGAAGCAGCAAUUGCACAGACGACAACAGAUGAAGCCAAGGAACGCUUGUAUGAGAGCCUGUUGAGUGAGUGCCGUGAUGCCAUCCAGGCAGUCCGUGAGGAGCUGAGGGUUGAUCCGGCACAGAAGCAGCGAGAGCGAUCUCUGGAGCCUGACUCAGGGAAGGUGUCUGUCCUGCAGUAUCUCCACAGCUAUCUUACAUACAUUAAGCUUUCCACGGCAAUAAAACGCAAUGUUAUCAUGGCUGAAGCCUUGCAGAAGCAGCUGAGUGAACCAACACAAGAUGAAGGGAAGCGUGUGCUGCGGCCGCAGGACCUGAUCCGGCUCUAUGACAUUAUCUUGCAGAAUCUUUCAGAGCUGCCGCAACUCUCAGGGCUGGAAGAUGAUAAAGAUUUCCAGGCAGAAGUGGAGCUGAAGACUUUAGUUUACAAGGCCUACCGGUGUUUUUUCAUUGCUCAGUCCUAUGUGCUAGUGAAAAAGUGGAGUGAAGCCCUGGUUCUAUAUGAGCGAGUCCUUAAAUACACCUCUGAGGCACAGACCCAAACUACAAAAUUGACAAGUAUUUUACAGGAUCUCCCUGAUGUGAAAGAACUAGCAGCACGGGUCAAUGCUGAGAAAUACUCUGUACAGGCAGCUGCUAUUUUAGACACUGAGGAUGUUGCUGAGAUGGUAUCACAGCUUCAGGUCAAAGACAAUAAGCCUCUCAGUGAGUGUUGGGAUGUAUUCCGCAUCGACCCCUCUUUGGUCACCAAACAUGCCAAUCUAGUGCGGUUCCCGCCAGACUUCCAGCCCAUUCCCUGCAAGCCCCUGUUCUUUGACCUGGCUCUGAACCAUGCUGUAUUCCCAGCUUUGGAGGACAAAGUGGAACAGAAAGGGCGAGGAGGCCUCACUGGUUACAUCAAAGGUUUCUUUGGCUUCCGUGGCUGAAGUUUGGAAUGGAUUAAAUUCCUAUGUUUCAUGUAAUGGUCUGACUAUUGCUGCAUCUUUGAAAGCAGUUUUAAUGCCUCAAAUGACAGCAGAAACAGAACACAGCAGACCAAACAGAACCCUCGUGCCAGCCUCUCAAGAUCCUGGAAUCAAUCAACCCUGUCUUAUCUACAGCACUGAAUGGCCCUUGUUUCCCAUAAACUUGUGAACGUGCCUGAGUUUAUAGGGUCAAUUCCUGUCAGCAAAACAGUAAACUUACUAACGUACAAGCUCCUCAAACUGUUUAACAAAAAAAUACAGCUCAUGUUUCAAUUGCGGUUUUCUUGAUUAAGCCAAAAACAAUUAUGCUUCACCAAACCUGAGUGGAUUCCAAGAGAAAGUCUGCUAUUUUUUUUUCCUGCCCUUGUCUGUCAAUCUGAUUGUGGCUGUUGGUUAGGACCAGUGUAACUUGGGGAGUGCUAUCAUAAGUUAGAUGACCUCACAUUUAUUUGUUAAUUUCUUUAAAAGUAGCUGCCAAAAAAAGGUGAUUAAGCGGCAAAACAUCCAGAUAGAGUUCAGUCAGGAAAACUUUAUAAAAUAUGUUGCAUGUUAUGUUCUUCCUUUCCCUAUUCCUUUCUCUGCUUUAGUAUCACCUCCCUCACCUCCCUCCCAGAGAGGACUUAACUCACUCUUGCAGUAAUUUGCCAUAUUACUUAUGAUAUAUACAUGCAACAUUCCAUAUUCAUAUUGGGCCUUGCAAUUUAACCCUUAGUUCCCCAGAGAUUUUGAGGUACCUUCAAUCCUUGUGUUGAGGGUGUACCAUUGUUCAUGAGGACCAUGAUGCUUCAGAUCCAAAUUUCUCACCAGUUUUCAGACUGAUGCUGACUCCUUGAACCAGACUGUCUCUUGUAUGUGAUGGUUUCCUGCUAAAUUUGGUGAAGAAUCUGAUCACAUAGCUCCACCUUUUAUGAGUCUGGGGCCAGAAUUGUUGUCCUGUAUUCUUGAGCAGGACCCAGUAAAGAGGAGUCACUGGAGAAAUCUGAAACAAACAGUUCUAUGCCCACAGCAAUUUCCCAUCCAGCUGACCAGAUACCAGCCUGCAAGCCCUAACUGGUGCUAGUCUCUCAUUCGUAUAGCUGCUGCAUACAGAGGGCGUGACGGUUUGGUGUUUGUUCACUGAUGAUGUAAACACUGGUUUAACAUAGUUGUCCAGUUCUUCAAAUGGUCCACGGUCGUAACAGGCCAGCCUGGGGAACAGUACAGAAAGCCAGUAUAGUGCUGGGUUACGUUCAUUCAGCUGUGUACUGGAACAAAGCCAUCUCGGUGCCACCUCUUCUUUUUACCUAACAAAUUAAUUUGUGCCCCUGAAGAACUCGCUAACUAUUUGACUGAAUGAAUUCCAGUAAAACCUGGAAGCAUUCCAUAGGUAAAUGGAACAUUUGUUUUUAAAAUGUUCUACCAAGGCAAAAAAAAAAGGGUUUGAGAGGAAUAAAUCUGUACAUUGAGGGUGUACCAUCAAUCCUAUGUGUAUGAAUGAACUGGAAUUAAAAUCUCAAGACUUGUGCUGUUUGAA